Penicillium daleae is the source of this 2844-nucleotide messenger RNA. RefSeq names its product Zn(II)2Cys6 transcription factor. Lineage: Eukaryota; Fungi; Ascomycota; Eurotiomycetes; Eurotiales; Aspergillaceae. The coding region runs from base 1 to 2844 and encodes 947 amino acids. Gene Ontology annotation, cellular component: nucleus. Gene Ontology annotation, biological process: regulation of DNA-templated transcription; DNA-templated transcription. Gene Ontology annotation, molecular function: zinc ion binding; DNA-binding transcription factor activity, RNA polymerase II-specific; DNA binding. The transcript has 3 exons. The record is from RefSeq and is a predicted model, not a curated record.
AUGUCAGGCUACUAUGUUGGACCAUUCGGUCGUAUGUUACCCAUCGCAGGUGGCUCAUCGUCGGAGCAGCCCCCGGAGUCUCGCGCUAAUCAAUCAGAACCCGGGGAUAACCCAUACCAGCUUCCUCCCCCGCGCACUCCAGCAAACUUGCAAUUUGGAUCAGACCCUUUCCUACGACAGCGUCAGUCAAGCGACAAACCAGAAUCAGCCAGAGGACCAGCGUCAGCAGAGGCUGUCUCCCAACGGCAAAGGACUGAACAGCUUCCGUCUGUCAGGUCGCUACUGACGCCGGCCUCUGGCCCCAGUUCACCACCACCAUACCAUCCACAAACUUAUGGGACUCCCACACCAAUUGAUCCGCAUCGCGAGCUAUCAUACCCCUUCCGCCAUCAUGAGUCGACACUACCUCCACCUCCAAUUGGCGGGCAAGAUAGGCGUCGCUCAGAGUCUCUUCCACAUUCACAAUCUGCCAGCCUUCCACCGCUAUCUCACGUCGCCAUGACCAGCCCUAGAGACAUGAACCAUCAUCACGCAGCUACACGAAGCGACCCUUCAACUGCAACUAUGCCACAUGCUCAAUUGCCCCCUCACGGUGCUUCAUAUCACGAAUCAGCUACUGUAGGCGAGAUUUCGUCGCCUGAAAGUGUAAGCCGGCCCAAUCCACAGGCACUACUUCCACACGUGGUGGAUGAACGAUACAUCGACGGCGAGCUUUGCUUCGUCUACGCUGAUGGAUCUCAUCAGCCCAAAAUUGUCGAUGGGAAACCCGUCAACCCUAAUUGGGGUGUCACAAAGGCAGGAAAGCCGCGAAAGCGACUCGCACAAGCAUGUUUAACUUGCCGCGAAAAGAAGAUCAAGUGUCAACCGAACCGUCCUAAAUGCGACCAGUGCCAGAAAUCUGGGCGAGAAUGCAGGUUCGAGAACGCACUCCGUGGAAACCGCUCGAGAGGUUCGCAUUCCACCGGACCAACUGGAACUGCAAAUUCGGACGUCUCCGGCUCGAUGUAUAACAUCGCUCGUGCGUCUGAUAGUGGGACAUCUCUUCCAGGAAGUGGCCAUUCACCAAUGUCAGAAGCUCCGGUGGUGACACCCUCGGGCAUGGAAAUCACCCACGACCCCAUGGUGGAUGUGGAUCGGGCAUACCGACAGCGAGCUUACCGUAUCCCCCGCCCUUAUGCAGAUGAGAGCCUCGUUCGACAGGUCGAAUAUACCGAGGCCAACCGGCUCCCUGAGUACUCAGAGAUUCUACGUGAACUGAGAGAUGCCAACCCUGAAGACCCCCUAGUGGGCUCUUGGAACGUCGAUCCAUAUGAUCACGACCCGGAAAUGACUUUGCACUACGUUGAAACGUACUUCUCGAAUGUCAACGACGGACUAUAUCACAUUUUCCCCCAUGCUCGCUUUAUUCUUUGGCUGAAGUCAUGCGACACGAAGUCCCCCGAGGACAAAAUGAUGCUUUACGCGAUGAUGGCGUUGGGAUCUAUCUUUUCGGACCGCCCUGACAGAUUUACUGCUUUGAGGCGCUACUCUCGUAUUGCCCGCUUUGCGAUUCAAAGGAGCCAGCAUAAUCUAUCUCUUCAGCUUGCUCAGAGUCAUCUCAUGAUGAGUCUGUUGUACUACGCUGCUGGCUCGUUGGUAGCAUCUUGGGACUCAAUUGGCGCUGCCGGACGAGCUGUUAGUGGACUGCGAUUUAAUAUCGAGUCUGGAGGUGUGAUUGUGAGCCAGAACCAGGCAUGUGAAUAUGGGUUACACCCACAGGCACUGAUUGAGUGUCGUCGCCGGACAUUCUGGGUCGCUUUCAUCUUGGAUCGAGUUUCAUUUUUCUUCUCCACCACGUCAACCUCUAUCUCAUCGGAUUCGGCUUUAAUUCGACUCCCAUGCCGAGAAGACAUCUACGAGGCCCAGCAAUAUGCCACGGCACCGUACUUCCAGACCGUCCUUAGCCAAGCUUCGAUGUCUACCGACGAUGAUCGAUCUUCCCUCAGUCCUAUGGCCUUUGUGAUCCAAAUCCUUUCCAUCUGGGGUGACGUCUCCUUCCAAGCUUUCCGUCUAUCACACACGCCGUCCGAAGGCUGGGCACAACUUGCUGAAGAAUUCCAUACCAACAUCAUCCGACGAACAGAUGAUUGGAUCAACCGACUGCCCGAACAUCUCGCCUUCUCAGUUGCCAACAUGGAGCGUGCUAGUCAAGUAAAGAAGGUGGAUACCUUUGUUGCAAUUCAUUUGUUCUAUCACGCCACCUUGAUGAAGCUGUACCGACACGCGCGAUAUCAAAGUCUGCGGUCAGAGGUGCUCAUCCAGUACAUCCAUCGCGCCCGGUAUCACGCGGUUGAAACUCUGAGAAUCGCUCUGGCCGUUGUUCAGUACGCGCAUGACGUUCAAGCUUCCCGGUCUGCAGCUGAUACCUCUUCGCCCAACGUGACGCUCCUCAGUCCAUUCUUGGGAUAUGUGGUUCUAUCUGCGGUAGACGUACUCAGCGCGGGAGGAAUGGUGGCCGAAUUACCAGACUGCAUUUCAUUCAUCAAUGGCGCGUAUGGCAUGGUCCAACUCCUGGGUCGCCAUUGGGAUAGCUCCAUUAGCCUGGCAAAUCUCAUUAAGAAACGACUCGAUUCGAUGAUCGACUGUGCGAAUGGCCGAUCGCGUACCCAGGACAAGACUUGCUUUGCGGUGGACGGCCCCUCGCUCGAGACCAAGGUGCCGACUGGUACUCCUCCUCAGCCACCGGGUACACUGGACGAAGAUCUUUUCUAUGGAUCUCUGCCGCGAGAUAUCCUCCUGCGAGCUAUGGGAGCUGACGACACUCCGUUGUCGGACAAUAAUAUCGCAUGGCUGAAGGAUCGCUGA